CUGCACUACGGGACCCUCCUGGGCAGCAGAGCUUGUGCCCACACGGCAGCAGCUGCCUGGGCCAGUGCCUUUCUCACUGCUCUGCUGCACACAGUCAAUACAUUUUCCCUGCCCCUGUGCCAUGGCAAUAGCCUGGGCCAGUUCUUCUGUGAAAUCCCACAGAGCCUCAAGCUCUCCUGCUCCAAAUCCUACCUCAGGGAACUUGGGCUUCUUGCUGUUAGUGUUGGUUUAGCCUUUGGCUGUUUUGUGUUCAUGGUUUACUCCUAUGUGCAGAUCUUCAGGGCCGUGCUGAGGAUCCCCUCUGAGCAGGGCCAGCACAAAGCCUUUUCCACCUGCCUCCCUCACCUGGCUGUGGUCUCCCUGUUUGUCAGCACUGGCUUUUUUUCCUACCUGAAGCCCCUCUCCAUCUCCUCCCCAUCCCUGGAUCUGGCAGUGUCAGUUCUGUACUCGGUGGUGCCUCCAUUCCUGAAGAGGAGGGAUCUUGAAAGACUGGUGAAGAACCAGAAGCCGUGGAAGUUCACCAAGUGCCUGAGGCUGCAGGAUCAGCUCCGCAGGGCAUGGAGGACACAGCCUCGUCUGUCGGGGCUCGGCUGGCUGCGCUGCUGGAGAUCUGCAGAGAGCUGA
Molecule: messenger RNA, 624 nt
Organism: Haemorhous mexicanus (house finch)
Lineage: Eukaryota; Metazoa; Chordata; Aves; Passeriformes; Fringillidae
Product: olfactory receptor 14J1-like
Exons: 3
Biological process (GO): G protein-coupled receptor signaling pathway
Cellular component (GO): membrane
Molecular function (GO): olfactory receptor activity
Source: RefSeq, a predicted model, not a curated record